GGCUGGCUGGCUGGCUGGCUGGCUGGCUGGCGGGGCCUGGGCUGGGCAGGGCGCCGUGAUGCCUUCGGCGGGCGGCUGCGAGUCGGGCCCGGCGGCGGCGAGUUCGGGUCCCGGCGAGCGCGCUCCUGCUGCUCCUGCUGCUGCUGCUGCUGCUGCGGCUGCUGCCCCUCCGCGCCCGCGCUUGUGCGGCUACCUGCAGCGCCUGUCGGGCAAGGGCCCCCUGCGGGGCUUCCGCAGCCGCUGGUUCGUCUUCGAGCCGGGCCGCUGCUCGCUCUACUACUUCAAGGGCCCGCAGGAGGCGCUGCCCCUCGGACGCCUGGACAUCGCCCGCGCCGCCUUCACCCUCCACCACCACGCCACUGACCACCACCAGUACCCCCCGGCUUCCGCCGCCGCCGCCGCCGCCGAGGGACAUGCAGCAGGCGACCCCCAGCCCCACCACGGCCAGCCGCCCGACGCCCCCCGCGGCACCGCCUUCGAGAUCCACAGCCCCGGAGGCGCCGUCACCGUCCUCAAGGCAGCCACCCACCAGGACAUGACUUACUGGCUGCAGGAGCUGCAGCAGAAGAGGUGGGAGUACUGCAACAGCCUGGAUGCCGCCCAGAGGGACAGCCGGAUGUCACCCACCCCCAGCCACUUCUCCAAGGGGCUCGUUGCCAAAGACAACGCAGAUUUGAAUGCCGUGCUUCCAAACGCCUCUGCGGAGAAGGCCAGGAACGUCCUUGCGGUGGAGACGUCUCCCACGGAGCUGGUGGGGGAACAAGCGGCGUGCCACCCGGUCCCAGGGCAGCCGAACGCCAUCAACUUUGCCUUGAAGCAGUGGGGGAACGAGAUCAAGAAUUCGGUGAACUCUUUGAGAACGGGCAAAGGAAACAGUGAGAACCGCAAGAGUAUCUUUUACACGGAGGAGUGGGAAAUGCUCGACCCAACCCCCAAGGAUCUGGAGGAGUCGGUGGCUCAAGAAGAGAAGAGGAGGCCUUUCUCAGAACCCAGCAAAGGCAGUUCCGCCUCCUCCUUUCCAUUUGAUUUUGGCCGCAUUCCACACAAAACGAGGCGUCCUUUAAAGGAAAUAAUUGCAACCAGCCGAAAUCGGAACAGCCUCGACUCCUCUCCUGCGGAGUGCAAUGGCGGCGGCAGCGGCAGGCGGGCCUCGGAGAUGCAGCUGAAAUUCCAAAGCCAGCAGGAGGAGCUGGAGGGCCUCAAGAAGGAACUCUGCAGCCAGAAGGAACUCGUGCGCCUCCUGCAGCAGACCGUCCGGUCAUCCCAGUACGACAAGUACUUUGCCGGUCAUCUCUGCGAGGUCGGCCCCAAAGACAAGCUGGAGCUGCUGCACCAGAAGGACCACCAGAUCCUGGGCCUCAACAACCAGCUGGAGAAGCUGACGCUGGAGAAGGACGCCCUGCAGCAGGAAGUGCGUGCCCUGAAGUGCAAGGCCGGGGAGCUGAGCGAGCAGCUGGGCAUGCUGAUGGAGACCAUCCAGGCCAAAGACGAGGUCAUCGUGAAGCUCUCCCGGGAGCUGACGGAGUGCCAGGAGCAGCCCUCUGGCCCCGGCGGCUUGACUCAGGCGUCCACAUCUUCCUCCUCCACCAACAAGGAGCUGCUGGAACUCGACAGGCUGAACGACACUCUUCAGGGUUACAAAACCCAGAACAAAUUUCUGAAUAAGGAGAUCCUGGAGCUUUCAGCGUUACGAAGAAAUGCCGAAGACCGCGAGCGAGACUUGGUGACAAAGUGCACCACCUUAGAAGCCAAACUCUGUCAAGUGGAAAGCAAAUACUUAAUUUUGCUCCAAGAAAUGAAGACACCUGUUUGCUCAGAGGAGGAGAGGCCCUGCCACGACGUGGUUGCUCAGCUUCUGGAAGAUGCCUUGCGGGUGGACACGAGUGACCAGCCAGAACAGACUGUCUGUAAACCUCACCUGGUCAGCGAGUAUGACAUUUAUGGUUUUCGAACAGUUCCAGAAGAUGAUGAGGAAGAGAAGUUGGUCGCCAAGGCGCGGGCCUUGGAUUUGAAGUCCCUGUCCCUGACUGAGAACCAGGAGAUUUCUCUGGGGGUGAAAUGGGAGAACUGCCUGGCCGGCACGGUCAACAGGGAGAUGGGGCGCUGUGUUGAGCUGAAGAACCUCAUCCGCUCGGGCGUUCCGCACGCCCAUCGCUCCAAAGUCUGGAAGUGGUGUGUCGGCCUCCAUGUCAAGAAGUUCAAGGACAGCGCUGAGCCGGGCUACUUCCAGACCCUGCUUCAAAAUGCCCUGAAGAAACAGAACCCGGCCUCCAAGCAGAUCGAACUGGACCUCCUGCGGACCCUGCCCAACAACAAACACUACGCGUCUCCCACCUCCGAGGGGAUCCAGAAGCUGCGGAACGUGUUGCUCGCCUAUUCGUGGCGGAAUCCAGACAUAGGAUAUUGCCAGGGUCUCAACAGGCUGGUGGCCAUUGCACUUCUCUACUUGGAGCAGGAAGAUGCUUUCUGGUGCCUCGUGACAAUCGUGGAAGUCUUCAUGGCCCGGGAUUAUUACACGAAAACUCUCCUCGGAUCCCAGGUGGACCAGCGAGUCUUCAAGGAUCUGAUGAGUGAGAAGCUGCCCCGCCUCCAUGCCCACCUGGAGCUGCACCGCGUGGACUACUCGCUCAUCACCUUCAACUGGUUCCUGGUGGUGUUUGUGGACAGCGUGGUCAGCGACGUCCUCUUCAAGAUCUGGGACUCCUUUCUGUACGAGGGGCCCAAGGUCAUCUUCCGCUUCGCCUUGGCUCUCUUCAAGUUCAAGGAGGAGGAGAUCCUAAAGCUGCAAGACUCCAUGUCCAUUUUCAAGUACCUCAGAUACUUCACCCGCACCAUCCUUGAUGCCAAGAAACUCAUCAGUAUUGCUUUUGGGGACCUGAAUCCCUUCCCGCUGCGCCAGAUCCGGAACCGGAGGGCCGUCCACCUGGAGAAAGUCCGCCUGGAGCUGAUGGAGCUGGAAGCCAUCCGGGAGGACUUCUUGCGUGGGCGGGAAACCGACCCCGACAAAAGGGACCUCAUAAGUGAUGACGAGGAAGACGGCUGAGGUUGCCUCCCGGCCCCAGCUGAGACUCUCCUUUGGAUUAGGUGGUGACCAAAGCUUGGGGAGUGUUACAGCUCCCUGCCCGUCUGUCUUAAUGAUCCUUCGUGGUAAGCCAUGGCAGCUGGAAAUGUGCAGGGCGGAUUUCCAAAGCUCAGCACUUCGAGGCCAAAAUGGUCCUAUUCCCCCCACCCCCACCCCCCCACUUCCUCCUCCAGAGGCCAAACGGUUCUGACUCUGUGCCAAGCACUUUCGGGCUUCUGACUGAGGCAUCCAUUUUUGUUUCGUUUUGUUGCCUUUGAAAGGCCUCUUCGUAUGUUCUAUGUCAGGGGUCUGCAACCUGCGGCUCUCCAGAUGUCCAUGGGCUACAAAUCCCAUCAGGCCCUGCCAGCAUGGCCAAUUGGCCAUGGGAAUUGUAGUCCGUGAACAUCUGGAGAGCCGCAGGUUGCCGACCCCUGUUCUAUGUAGAAGAACCAGUUGUGAAAAGGGUGUGUGUGGGGGGGGGCUGUUCGUUUGCACACUCCUUCAGUUCCCCCCAAAAGCAACUUCACCGUGUCCUGCCACGAUUCCUCCUUGCUUCCCUCCUCCUUCCGUUUGUGCUGGAAGUCCCGUACUUAUGCCCUUGGGAGCUCCAGAACGGCUGUCUUGUCAUCUCAUGACCUUGUCCUUGAUUUCUACAACAUGGUGUGUGUGUGUGUGUGUGUGUGUAUCCCUCUUACUGGUGCCUGUGCUGUACUGCCACAGUUAUAGGAAGUAUUGGGGCCACUUGGUGGCAUUGGGACCAUCAUGGUGUCACUUUUCCAAACUUAGCUGUGAAGAGCUGGUCUCCAGUCCUGGUCUGUGAUCUCAUGGCUUGUUUAGUUUCGUUCCCGCUGCAGGGAAUCGACCUGUGUCCCUUGAGAUGGCCAGCCGGGGGUAGUGUUUGGGCACCUCGGACUAUGUGAUUGUCAACUUUAUUCCAGCCCUGAAGCACGUAUGAAGGGGUAAAGGGUGGGGGGAGCAGCCUGGAAAUCUUGCAGGGGCUGUUUCUUUUCCCCCUGCUGCCAACAGUUCUCCUGCGUGCCUCUCCGAAUUGCGUGUGCUACAUCAGGACCUAUCAGCUCCUAGGUGCCAGCCGUUUAGCCAUUCCGACAGCAACCGUCUGCUUCUGCAGAGGCCUCCAUUCCACCUGAACUCUCUUGAGAAAACAUCUCACACAUUCCCCAACUUGGGACCUUGCCAGCGGCAAAUGACGUACCAGACUUCGACAGACUGACACGAACCAAGCUUGUGACAUCCUUUUGCGUGACACACAGUUCCGUGGGAUGUUUCCAGUGGAAGCGAGCGGUCGUUGCGAGAGCCCCCGUGAAUAUUAGACAAACGAGGAGCAUAGAGGCCAACGAAGAACAGUCGAUGUAGCCGGUGACUUCACCCGUUUCUUCUUUCCUACAACUUGAAACGUUUUGUCUUAGCAUUUUUUCUGGGUCUCAUUUAUGGCAAUGAGCCUUCUGUGCUUUCUUUUUUUGUAAAGAAUUUCAGGGCGUCUUACAUAUUAUAUAUGCAAAAUUAUCUUAUGCAUGGUUUCUGUUUAAGAAUUGUGUAGCCACUCCACUGAGGUCACUUGUGAAAGAUUUCCAAGCUGGACGGGUUUAUCUGUUUUUAUUUUUAUUUUUGUUACACUAGAGACGGAGAUUGUCUGGCACUACAGACUUCGUUCUGGCUGAAUUGGCGCGAUGUAAACAGUGUUCCUAUAAGAGGGGGGUCACUGAACUGUCCACGAGGAGUGCCACAUCCAACCUGUAUACGGGGAUUCCCGGUGGGAUCUCUCUGGAGCCCCUUGAAAUCAGAAAGUCAACCCCCGGUUUGCUUUUCAUGCUGUGUUUGUUCUCUGUAUCGUGAGCAGGAACAACGAGCAGUUUGCAGUGAGUCAGGGGGAUGCCUGUGUGAACGUGGAUCCCUUUUCAGAUGGAGGAACACACACCCCUCCACCCUGCUCGCCCCCUUCCUUGUUCAGGGGUCUUGACCUCUUCUUGCCUUGGGCAGCGCUGUUUCAGAGACAGCCCGGGAUGCCUAGCACGACGCGAGGGUUGCGGUUACAAAAUGUAAACAAUUUCUGCUGGAAAUUCUUGUAAAACUGAACAAAAACAAAUAAAUAAUUACUUUUU
This is a messenger RNA of Sphaerodactylus townsendi, 5181 nucleotides long. RefSeq names its product TBC1 domain family member 2B (gene TBC1D2B). Bases 59 to 3043 code for a protein of 994 amino acids. The transcript is spliced from 13 exons. NCBI's taxonomy places the organism in Eukaryota, Metazoa, Chordata, Lepidosauria, Squamata, Sphaerodactylidae. The record is from RefSeq and is a predicted model, not a curated record.